GCCCCCGCCGGGCUAGCCGCGGCUGAAGGGAGCCGGGCGCGCGCUGUCGCAGCCUGUCCUCCUCCCGGCCGGCGACGGAAGGACCAGUCCGGCAUCGACACCAGCCCGGCAUCGAGACCAGCCCCCCGUCCCGGCGGCUGCAGCCAGGGCUCCUCGGGGCGCAGGCGGGCGCAGGGCGGCUGAAGGUUACUGAGUGCAUGAGCACCUAGCCUCCCGCGCCGCCCCUCCCGCCCACCGGCUCGCCCGCCAGCCCCUCGCCACCCGGCGGCGGCCGCCUGUGUGGCCGCAGGAGGCGCCGUCUCGCUCCCAGGUGCGCGCUUCGUUCCUGGAGCCGCGGAGCUCGGCGGCCGCCAUGGCGUCCAACAUGGACCGGGAGAUGAUCCUGGCGGAUUUUCAGGCAUGUACCGGCAUUGAAAACAUCGAUGAAGCUAUUACAUUGCUUGAACAAAAUAACUGGGACUUGGUGGCAGCUAUCAAUGGUGUAAUACCCCAGGAAAAUGGCAUUCUACAAAGUGACUUUGGAGGUGAAACCAUGCCAGGACCCACAUUUGAUCCAGCAAGUCACCCUGCUCCAGCUCCAACCCCCUCCUCUUCAGCGUUUCGCCCUGUAAUGCCAUCCAGGCAGAUUGUAGAAAGGCAGCCUCGAAUGCUGGACUUCAGAGUUGAGUACAGAGACAGAAAUGUUGAUGUGGUACUUGAAGACAGCUGUACUGUUGGAGAGAUUAAACAGAUUCUAGAAAACGAACUUCAGAUACCUGUGCCUAAAAUGCUGUUAAAAGGCUGGAAGACUGGAGAUGUGGAAGACAGUACGGUCUUAAAAUCAUUACACUUGCCAAAAAACAACAGUCUUUAUGUCCUUACACCAGACUUGCCACCACCUUCGUCAUCUAGUCAUGCUGGUGCCCUGCAGGAAUCAUUAAAUCAAAACUUCAUGCUGAUCAUCACCCACCGAGAAGUCCAGCGGGAGUACAACCUGAACUUCUCAGGAAGCAGUACCGUUCAAGAGGUAAAGAGAAAUGUGUAUGACCUCACGAGUAUACCUGUUCGACAUCAGUUAUGGGAGGGCUGGCCAGCUUCUGCCACUGAUGACUCAAUUUGUCUUGCGGAAUCAGGGCUCUCUUAUCCCUGCCAUCGACUUACUGUGGGAAGAAGAACUUCACCUGUGCAGACCCGUGAGCAAUCAGAAGAGCAAAGCACGGAUGUUCAUAUGGUUAGUGAUAGUGAUGGAGAUGACUUUGAAGAUGCUUCAGAAUUUGGAGUGGAUGAUGGAGAAGUAUUUGGCAUGCCAUCCUCUGCCCUGAGAAAAUCUCCAAUGAUGCCAGAAAACGCAGAGAAUGGAGGAGAUGCCUUAUCACAGUUUACAGCAGAGUUUUCCUCAAGAUAUGGUGACUGCCACCCUGUAUUUUUUAUUGGCUCAUUAGAAGCUGCUUUCCAAGAGGCCUUCUAUGUGAAAGCCCGAGACAGAAAGCUUCUUGCUAUCUACCUCCACCAUGACGAAAGUGUACUAACCAACGUGUUCUGCUCACAAAUGCUCUGUGCUGAAUCCAUUGUUUCUUAUCUGAGUCAAAAUUUCAUAACCUGGGCUUGGGAUCUGACAAAGGACGCCAACAGAGCAAGAUUUCUGACGAUGUGCAAUAGACACUUUGGCAGUGUUAUUGCACAGACCAUUCGGACUCAAAAGACAGAUCAGUUUCCACUUUUCCUGAUUAUCAUGGGAAAGCGGUCAUCUAAUGAAGUAUUAAAUGUGAUACAAGGUAAUACAACUGUGGAUGAGUUAAUGAUGAGACUCAUGGCUGCAAUGGAGAUUUUCUCAGCUCAACAACAGGAAGACAUAAAGGAUGAGAUGAAACUUUACCUGAACCUUUCAUUUAAGGAUGAACGUGAAGCCAGAGAGAACGUGAAGAGAGAGCAAGAUGAGGCCUAUCGCCUUUCCCUGGAAGCUGAUAGGGCAAAGAGAGAAGCUCAUGAGAGAGAGAUGGCAGAACAGUUUCGUUUGGAGCAGAUUCGCAAAGAGCAAGAAGAAGAACGAGAGGCCAUCCGACUCUCCUUAGAACAAGCCCUGCCUCCAGAGCCAAAGGAAGAAAAUGUUGAGCCUGUUAGCAAGUUGAGAAUCCGAACCCCCAGUGGUGAGUUCCUGGAGCGGCGUUUCCUGGCCAGCAGUAAGCUCCAGAUUGUCUUUGAUUUCGUGGCUUCCAAAGGAUAUCCGUGGGACGAAUUCAAGUUACUGAGCACCUUUCCUAGGAGAGAUGUAACUCAGCUAGACCCCAAUAAGUCAUUAUUGGAGGUAAAGUUGUUCCCUCAAGAAACCCUUUUCCUUGAAGCGAAAGAGUAAACAUGACUCAGCGGUGGAACCGGCCACUUCUGACAAGACAAGUGGCACAUGUCAAGAGAUGGGCUCCUCGCCAACCCACCCACGCGCUCGUCUCAAUUCAAUGUCACACUUCUGCCUCUUGCAAGAUUGCUGGAAAAAAGUAAUAAACAUAGCUACUUAAAAUUUCCCA
Messenger RNA from Arvicola amphibius (Eurasian water vole), 2501 nucleotides. It is a transcript of the gene Faf1, whose product is annotated as Fas associated factor 1. The transcript has 19 exons. Gene Ontology annotation, cellular component: endoplasmic reticulum; nucleus. The record is from RefSeq and is a predicted model, not a curated record. Gene Ontology annotation, molecular function: ubiquitin binding; NF-kappaB binding. NCBI's taxonomy places the organism in Eukaryota, Metazoa, Chordata, Mammalia, Rodentia, Cricetidae. The coding region runs from base 353 to 2332 and encodes 659 amino acids.